GCUUUGCACCCUAGAGUGGCUGCAGCUCUUCCACUCCAGAGCUGUCCAUCCUGCCUGCCGGCGCCUGGCCACCAUGUGGGAGCUCUUGGCUCUCUUGCUGCUCACUCUAGCCUAUUUUCUUUGGCCCAAGGUAAAGAGCCCUGGUGCCAAAUACCCCAAGAGCCUCCCAUCCCUGCCCUUGGUGGGCAGCCUGCCAUUCCUCCCCAGAAAUGGCCACCCGCACGUGAACUUCUUCAAGCUGCAGGAAAAAUACGGCCCCAUCUAUUCCUUUCGUAUGGGGAGCAAGACUACAGUGAUGAUCGGCCACCACCAGCUGGCCAAGGAGGUGCUUAUCAAGAAGGGCAAGGAAUUCUCCGGACGGCCCAAAGUGACGACUCUAGAUAUCCUGUCAGACAAGCAAAAGGGUGUUGCCUUUGCUGACUAUGGUGCCGGCUGGCAGCUGCAUCGGAAGCUGGUGCUGGCCACCUUUGCCCUGUUCAAGGAUGGCAACCUGAAGCUGGAGAAGAUCUUAUGUCAGGAAAUCAGUUCGUUUUGUGAUUUCCUGGCCACCCAGAACGGACAGUCCAUAGAUUUGGGCUUGCCUCUCUUCUUCGCGGUGACCAAAAUAAUCUGCUUCAUCUGCUUCAACACCUCCUACAAGAAUGAACAUCCUAUAAUGAAGACCAUACAGACAUUCAAUGAUGGCAUCAUGGAGUCUCUGAGCAAGAACAGUAUAGUAGACAUAUUCCCUAAGUUGAAGAUUUUCCCCAACAAAGCCCUGGAAAUAAUGAAGAAUUGUACUAAAAUACGAAAUGAGUUGCUGACUGAAAUCUAUGAAAAACAUAAGAAGAACUUCAACAGCAACUCUGUCACUAACUUGCUGGACAUCCUGAUUCAAGCCCAAAUGAACUCAAGCAAUAACAACACUGGCUCAGACCAGGAUUCAAAGCUGCUUUCAGAUCGACACAUUCUCGCCACUAUAGGGGACAUCUUCGGGGCUGGUUUGGAAACCACCACCUCUGUGGUGAAGUGGACUGUGGCGUUCCUGCUGCACAAUCCUGAGCUGCAAAAGAAGAUCCAGGAGGAGAUUGAACAGAACGUCGGUUUCAGCCGCACACCGACUAUGAGUGACCGGAACCACCUCGUGCUGCUGGAGGCCACCAUCCGGGAGGUGCUGCGCAUUCGCCCGGUGGCCCCUACGCUCAUCCCCCACAAGGCUAUCACUGACUCCAGCAUCGGCGAGUUUGCCAUUGACAAGGGUACAAAUGUUGUCAUCAAUUUGUGGGCACUGCAUCAUAAUGAGAAGGAAUGGCACCGACCCGACCAGUUCAUGCCCGAGCGCUUCCUGGACCCCACAGGGAGACAGCUCAUCUCGCCAUCCUCCAGCUACUUGCCCUUCGGAGCAGGACCCCGCUCCUGCCUAGGGGAGAACAUGGCCCGCCAGGCACUCUUCCUCUUCAUGUCCUGGAUGCUGCAGAGGUUCGACCUGGAGGCCCCAGAUGAUGGGCAGCUGCCCUCCCUGGAGGGCACCCCCAAUGUGGUCUUUCUGAUAGACUCUUACAAAGUAAAGAUUAAGAUUCGCCAGGCCUGGAAGGAAGCCCAGGGUGAGGGUAGCACCUAGAAGUGUGUCUAGCACUCCACCCUGUGUGGCCCCACAGCACAGAAUGAGAGGUGUUACUCUACCCUCCCGCCCUUCCUCCCUCCUCCUGGUCCACUCUGCCUUCUUUUCCAGCCCUGACAGUGUUGUGCAUAAAGUUUUUCUUAAGAAGGUCCCUGAACUUAUUAUAGUCCUUACUAUCAUUGUUACCCUCCUUUGAAAAA
Myotis davidii is the source of this 1800-nucleotide messenger RNA. Its product is annotated as steroid 17-alpha-hydroxylase/17,20 lyase. Lineage: Eukaryota; Metazoa; Chordata; Mammalia; Chiroptera; Vespertilionidae. The transcript is spliced from 8 exons. The coding region runs from base 74 to 1600 and encodes 508 amino acids. Gene Ontology annotation, molecular function: heme binding; iron ion binding; steroid 17-alpha-monooxygenase activity. The record is from RefSeq and is a predicted model, not a curated record. Gene Ontology annotation, biological process: progesterone metabolic process; hormone biosynthetic process.